AUUCAUUUAUUUUAUGAUUAUUUAUUCAUAAUGUAAGUUAUUUUUUAAGAAAUUUUUUUUCACAGCUAACGAUAACUUCGACUCGAACUUGAAUCUUUACGGUGCAAUUGUUAUGAAGUUCAAGGAGAUGUUCUUAGGUUACCAAUGUGGUUACAAGACAGCUACGAAAGAGCUUACAAAGAACGACAUCGGAUUAGCCUUCAGCUAUCAGGACACUUUCUUCCAUUUGAGAUGCAAUUCGAUACCACGCGAGUUUGGUUGUUCUAUCUUGUAUAAAGUUAAUUCUGACUGGGACAUUGCUGUGAAUGGAAUAUCGUCGAGUAGCGGGAACUGGAAUGAGUGGAUGGUUGGUAUAGCAGCAAAAUACGCGAUAGAUGAAGAAUCGAUUCUACGGUUAAAGAUAAACAGUGCCAUGCAAUUGGGUACGAGCUUGCAGCAAAAGUUGAACGAGAAUACGAUGAUCUCGUUAUCGUUUUGUUUCGAUUGCAUAAAUAUUAACAGAGGCAAUCACAAAGUCGGCUUGGCGCUCGACAUCGAAGCUUGAGAAGAUGAUAACGUUAUUGAAUAUUUUGAGAUAUGAUUUUACUAUCAUGGUCACAGUCUCAGUCGUCAUCAAUUCUUUUUUUACACGAGUCCAUCGAACUUUCGGAUUUUCGUGUCAUUUUUCUGGCGCGUAAUACGAACGUAUUGCUUGUAAUAAUACAAUAAUAAUGAUAUUAUUUAUAAUACCUUUUGUAGAUAUUCUGUUCUUAUUAAGAACGAAGACGAAUAUCUUUGUCAAUGAAUGAAAGAAUGAAUGAAAAGAUGAAAUUAUAUUUAUUACCUAACAACUCUUAUAUUGUAAAUUAAUUAUACCGAAUUGAAUACAUUUUCAAUCAAUGCUGUUUAUUAUGAAAUAUCAUUGUUAACAUAAAAACUUAUUCGAUGUGGAUGGAUACUACUAUAAAUGUUUUUGCAUCGAUUAAUGCAGAACGAUAAAAUGAAGAGCGAUUUGCUUUCGUAUAUACUUAUCGCGGAUACGAUCGAUGAAUGAGGGUUCUUUCGACAUACGCGAGAUAAUAAUAAACCAGGAAAUUAACGAUGUCAUUGUAAUUUCAUAUUUUCGUACAACUUGAAAUGCAGGAUUACCAAGUCUAUAUUUAUAUCCUUUUCUUUUUUAAGACGAUAAGAUUAAAAGUAAAAAGAAACCUACAAGAUUAGGAGAUUAUUCGUAAUAAAUAACAUCAUUCAUCUCUAUUACAUAAGCAUUUAAAAAGAAUCAGUUAUUUAUACAAAUAUUAAGUAUCUUGUCAAGAAAAAAGCAAGACUUUAUAGUUUGUCGAUAAUGUUACUUACGAGGCUUAUAAGAAAUUUCUUCAAGCUUCUGAGAUAGACGUUUCAUUCACAAUAUGUAUUACAGAGUCUUAAUUUAAACAUAGGAGCUUAAAGGUCUACUUAUAUACGUGCUGUAGCUAUUCCAUUUACAAACACUGUCUGACAGUUAAUGCGUUAAUAUUUAUAUAUAAUCGCGUCGUGGCAGUUCCACUUCCGAACAUUUAUAUAUGGUCGGGGAUCGUUCGUGAAUGUACUGAUUAAUUUGAAGUCAGAUAUUAUAGCAUUAUGCACAGAUAAAACACAUUCAGAUAGAUAUAUAUGCAAGUACGAGCCGUGGCACUUCUCCGUUGUGAAAUCGGUAAACAAGGAAAAUAUUGAUGGCUAUCAAAUAUAACCGGAGGAUGUGCGAGUCACAAAUAAUGAGAGAUGCA
Molecule: messenger RNA, 1745 nt
Organism: Vespula pensylvanica (western yellowjacket)
Lineage: Eukaryota; Metazoa; Arthropoda; Insecta; Hymenoptera; Vespidae
Product: voltage-dependent anion-selective channel protein 2-like
Exons: 2
Coding region: 113-544 (143 amino acids)
Biological process (GO): monoatomic anion transmembrane transport
Cellular component (GO): mitochondrial outer membrane
Molecular function (GO): voltage-gated monoatomic anion channel activity
Source: RefSeq, a predicted model, not a curated record